Molecule: messenger RNA, 3145 nt
Organism: Equus caballus (horse)
Lineage: Eukaryota; Metazoa; Chordata; Mammalia; Perissodactyla; Equidae
Source: RefSeq, a predicted model, not a curated record
GAUUUGCAAUCCCAUGAAGAAAUUCUGCAAAUCCAACUGUUAAGCUGAGUUCCCUCAAAGGGACUUUCUUGCAAUUCUUGCCUGUGGGCAGGAAGACUCCUCCUGCAAUCUAGACACUGACUUGUCCAGAAUCAAUAUAUGAUGGUCAGCAUGAGCUGCCAGGUGAGUGCUUCCUGUGAGAGCAGAGCCAGACGCUGGGCACCAGCAAGGGCGCCGUGAAUAUUGAAAUAGAAAUAGUCCCAUCCCACUCAUCAAUUUAUUCAACCUAAAAUGUUCUCAGAGAUGCCAGCCUCGAAUCUCUGGAUCUUGUCAAGAGCCAAUAAUAGCUACCCUCUGCCCAAAUGGCUCAGUCUCUGUCCAGACUCCCCCAGAUCAUCAGUUUACUUUGUGAGACCUCGUAUCAGUCUCACAGUGUCUGUGCUGCAUCGCAGGCCUGGGACGGUUCAUGCCACCAGGGCGUAGCUGAGAAGAGCAGUGAGACUGUUAGUGUGUGCUCAUUGAGGCAAGAUUCCCAGACUGGACUCGCCUUUUAUUUCCCCAGGGCCUAAGAGUCGAUGAUCAGUGCAUUUCAAACUAUUGUAACAAGCAGCCCAGCCACGUCUAGUGACCAUAACCUUGCAAGGCUUUCGGAAAUGAGUGGCCAGGCCCACAGAGCAUUGGGGGAAACUUACUGUGCAGAAUUUAAGGGACGCUCUGAAGAAAUGAAGAACAAAAUGAAGAGGGAGCUGCUGUGUGUGCUGCUGCUUUGUGGAGCACUCUUCAUUUUGCCCAGCCAGGAAACGCACACACACACGCUAUUCAGAAGAGGAGCCAGAUCUUACAGAGUGACCUGCAGGGAUGAAAAAACACAGAUGACCUACCGGCAACACGAGUCGUGGCUGCGCCCCAUGCUCAGGGGCAACCGGGUUGAAUACUGCUGGUGCGACAGUGGCCGGCCGCAGUGCCACUCGGUGCCCGUCAAAGGUUGCAGCGAACCACGGUGCUUCAAUGGGGGGACGUGUUGGCAGGCUCUGUAUUUCUCAGAUUUUGUCUGCCAGUGCCCUGAAGGAUUUGUUGGGAAACGCUGUGAAAUAGAUGCCAGUGCCACAUGCUACGAGGACCAGGGUGUCACCUAUAGGGGCACGUGGAGCACAGCAGAGAGUGGGUCCGAGUGUGUCAACUGGAACAGCAGUGUACUGGCCCUGAAGCCCUACAAUGGGUGGAGGCCAGAUGCCAUCAGGCUGGGCCUUGGGAACCACAAUUACUGCAGAAACCCAGACCAAGACUCGAAGCCCUGGUGCUACGUCUUCAAGGCGGGGAAGUACAGCUCCGAGCCGUGCAGCACACCCAGCUGCUCCAAGGAAAAAAAUGGGGACUGCUACACUGGAAGAGGAUUGGCAUACCGCGGCACCCACAGCCUCACCACGUCUGGUUCCUCCUGCCUCCAGUGGAAUUCCAUGACCCUGAUAGGCAAGGUUUAUACAGCGUGGAUGACCAACGCCCAGGCACUGGGCCUGGGCAAGCACAAUUACUGCCGGAAUCCAGAUGGGGAUGCCAAGCCUUGGUGCCAUGUGCUGAAGGACCGCAAGUUGACGUGGGAAUACUGUGACAUACCCCAGUGCUCCACCUGUGGCCUGAGACAGUACACGCAGCCUCAGUUUCGCAUUAAAGGAGGACUCUACGCGGACAUUGCCUCUCAUCCGUGGCAGGCCGCCAUCUUUGCCAAGAACAGGAAGACACCAGGAGAGAGGUUUUUGUGUGGGGGAAUACUGAUCAGUUCUUGCUGGCUCCUGUCUGCUGCCCACUGCUUCCAGGAGAGGUUUCCUCCCCAUCACCUUAAGGUGGUCUUGGGCAGAACAUACCGAUUGGUCCCUGGAGAGGAGGAGCAGAAGUUUGAAGUAGAAAAGUACAUCGUCCAUCAGGAAUUUGAUGAUGACACUUACGACAAUGACAUUGCACUGCUGCAGCUGAAGUCGGAUUCCAUGCAGUGUGCCCAGGAGAGCGACACUGUCCGCACCGUCUGCCUCCCUGAAGCCGACCUGCAGCUGCCCGACUGGACGGAAUGUGAGCUGUCUGGCUACGGCAAGCACGAGGCGACCUCUCCUUUCUAUUCUGAGCGGCUGAAGGAGGCGCACGUCAGACUGUACCCGGCCAGCCGCUGCACGUCGCAGUACUUGUCUAACAGGACCAUCACGGACAACAUGCUGUGUGCUGGGGACACACGGACUGGAGGGAACCAGGCGAACCUGCAUGACGCCUGCCAGGGUGACUCAGGAGGCCCCUUGGUGUGUAUGCAGGACAACCACAUGACUUUGGUUGGCAUCAUCAGUUGGGGCCUUGGCUGUGGGAGGAAAGAUGUUCCGGGUGUAUACACCAAGGUCACUAAUUACCUAGCCUGGAUUCAAGACAACAUGCAGCCAUGACCAAGAACAGCCCAUUCCCUGAAAUCACAGGAGACCCUACUUCUUCCACUUCAGAAGGCACCCCACGGCGGUGCUUCCUUACCCAGAUUUCUCCAUGAGCCAUCACACAGGACAAGUGAGGGGAGAACUGGCAGAAGAGAAAGGAUAUAUUUUCAUGGGUACUUCCCCAUUUGGAAGUUUUCAGGGAUUCAGGUCUGAUUUCAGAAUGUAUUCUGUCAGACCAGAACACAGAUCAAGGCCAGCCCCUCCUGGAUACCACCAUCUAGGGCAGAAGAGAGGUAGACAAGCCCAGCCUCCAAUCUGUCAACGUGAGCAGCUUUGAAAUGGGACCACAAAGAUGCAAGUGUGUCUUAAUAGGAACAAGUGACCUGGUCCUUCGGGGAAGGAUUGCAUUAGAAAUAGAAUGUCUGUUUAUAGGCCCAAGGAAGCCCAACGGGGGCCUCCUAAGAAGGGAUGGGCUGGCUGGCCAGACCGUGUUCCUUAAAGCCAUCCUUGCAAUCGUUUGGCUUUCCCCUUUCUCCACCUUACAGCUCUUGGAAAGGAAUCCUUUGUGUACAGUAUAAAUCUUUUCUCUUUACAGACUUUAUAACAGAACAGGAGACUUGUAUCAUUUUCCUAACUGAUAAACUAGGCUUUAGCAUAUUUAUAUCAAUCCAUCUUAGUUUUUAUUUUUUGUUGCCACAAUCCUGUAUUAUACUGUACUGAAAUAAUAAACUCAGAUGUAUUUUUCACACAUUUCCCAA